Sesamum indicum (sesame) is the source of this 2328-nucleotide messenger RNA. Lineage: Eukaryota; Viridiplantae; Streptophyta; Magnoliopsida; Lamiales; Pedaliaceae. The record is from RefSeq and is a predicted model, not a curated record.
UCCCUAUUCCCUCUCCCUCCCCCUCAACUUCAUUUUCACCGCCUUUCUCUUCAACUCUCUUCCUUAUUCUUUCUUCCCCCUCGCUACUCAGCCCCGCCUGGGCCACCCUCCUUCCUCUUCACUUUUUCUUUUUCUUCUCCUCUUCUCUCUUUCUUUUUUCUUUCUCUUCUCCUCUUUUCAGUUUGUUUCUUCCGCAGUCGUUGACCCACCACUGCCGUCAACCAUUUGUCACCUCAGCCGGCUUCCUUCCUCUUCUCUUUUUCUUUUUCUUCUCUUCUCUUUUUCUUUACUCUUUCUCUUCUCCUCUUCUUCUCUUCUCUCUUUCUUUCCAUCGCUGCCGUCUCUCUGCCGCCCCAGGCUGUGCUAUGGCGGCCCACAUCUUCAAGAAAAUCCGCCCGGCCGGCGCCACCGCCGUCCUCCGCCGCACUAAAACCACCUCAGCCCAAUAUGUGGACUCAAGAUUCCGGGACCCUACAUUCGAAAAGUUGAUGGAGAAAUACAAAAAUCUGCUAAAAGUCAUAUCCAUACAAGACCUCAUCCUCGCCUCAAACUCCACUCCACCUUCCGUCUCCCUCGACUUUCUCCACCGCGUCUCCCAGAGGCUCCACCUGAACCGCGGCCCCGCCACCUUCCUCCGCAAGUAUCCCCACAUAUUCCACAUUUUCAAUCACCCCGUCAAGCUCCAACCCUUCUGCACCCUCACCCCGGCCGCCCUCAAAAUCGUCCGCCAAGAAUCCAUGGCUAUAGAUAACUCGCUGCCACUUGUAGUAACCCGAUUGGUCAAGCUUCUAUCGAUGUCCGUCUCCAAGAAGUUGCCGCUUCGAGCCAUUUUCAAGGUCUGGAGAGAAUUGGGGCUGCCAGAUAACUUCGAGGACUAUGUUAUUUCAAGCAAUUCUGACAUUUUCUUGCUUCAAGAUGGAAAUGAACCCAAUACUCAUUUUUUGGUGCUCAAUGAUGGUGAAGCAUUUAAGGAUUGUUUGAUUCCUGCUGUUGAGAAUUGGAGGAUCGUGGAGUGUUGUAAGGAGGAUUGCAGUGUGGAUAGGACCGACCUAAGGAAUAGCUUUAAGCAGGGGUUUCCACCGGGGAUGCGAGUAAAGAAGAAUUUCAAGGCGAAAGUUAAGGAAUGGCAGAGAUUGCCAUAUGUUGGACCGUAUGAGGAGCUGGGGGUGGAGGAAAUGAGGAGGACUAAGAGUAGGAUGAUGAGAAUGGAGAAAAGGGCAGUUGGGAUUGUCCAUGAGUUUUUGAGCUUGACUGUGGAGAAGAUGGUGGAGGUGGAGAAGAUUAGUCAUUUUAGGAAGUGGUUUGGAAUUGAUUUGAAUGUGAGGGAUUUGUUCUUGGACCAUCCAGGGAUGUUUUAUCUGUCAACCAAAGGAAAGAAGCACACAGUGUUUUUGAGGGAGGCAUAUGAGAGAGGAUGCUUGAUCGAGUCAAAUCCGAUUUAUGAGGCUCGGAGGAAGCUUCUUGAUCUUGUUCUUCUGGGCUGUCGUGGGUUGGGAAGAGGUGAUGAUAACUCCAAUAGUGUGGAUCAGAGUGAAGAAAAUGAAGUGGAAGAGAUGUACAAAGAUUGAAGUGUAUUGUCGGGUUAAACUCUUCCUCACUGUGGCGUUGCAAAGUUGGGAGGUAGAAUUAAGUUGAGGUUCGCUGAUCUUAGCUGGAAAGUACAUUAUGCACAAUGCAACAUGUAUUGGAAUGAAUGCUUCUGGUGUUGUUUGCUGGUUAUGAAUCAUCCGUAGCUUAAACAUUCAAGUGGAGAGUUCACACAAGGUAUUUGUGACAGCACAACAGUUUACUGUUCUAUCAGUCACGUCUUUGAAGUUUGGAGCUAUGAGAAUGAAUGCCAAGCAAGAAGCAAGAAUGGGAGAAACAAGCAGUGAGCCAAAAUUACCUUGUCGAUUCAUGCCGGAAAAUUUUAUCACUGAUCAAUCAUGCAACUUUUAAAUACUAUCAGUGAUUGAUUAGUUUAAAAUAGACAUGCCGUCUUCAAUUUAUAGGGCGCGUAUAUUUGGCCGGAUCCAGAGCUGUCCUGAUUCCACAUGGAACCUGUUCCGUCCUGGUUGUAGUUGGACCUGAAACCUGUCCCGUCCCACCUCAAACUCAUUCUUGCCCCGCUACUAUUGUCCCACCGCAAACUCAUUCUCGUCCCGCUACUAUUCCGGGCUCCUCCGCAGGACACAUGAUAUCUAAUUGUGUUGAAUUUUAUGAAGACAUUGCUGCGCCCUCUCCAGUACUGCAUCAGUCCUGCGCCUCCUCCUCUUCAUCAUUCCACCGCCGCUACCGUCGCUGUUCCUCUUCAGCUUCCUGCUCGAUGAAGACUCUGUUCAUUCAAUA